AUGCCCUCGGAGGCUGCGAGCAGCGGCGCGGAGCCCCCCGGAGCCCCCAGGGAACGACGGCGGCGACGGGGCCGAGGCCGGGCUCGCACCGAGGCUUUGCUGCACACCUUGAAGCGGAGCCGCCGGGUGAAAGCCAACGACCGGGAGAGGAACCGCAUGCACCACCUCAACGCCGCCCUGGACGAGCUCCGCAGCGUCUUGCCCACCUUCCCCGACGACACCAAGCUGACGAAAAUCGAGACCCUGCGCUUCGCCUACAACUACAUCUGGGCCCUCUCCGAGACCCUCCGGCUGGCCGAGCAGUGCCUCCCUCCUCCCCCCUCCUGCCGCGGCCCCCCAGCUCCCCCCAGCCCCGGCAGCGACGCCGGUUCGUGGCUUUCCAGCCCUUCCCCGGCCCCCCCCUCGCUCUGCGCCUCCGCCUCGGGCCCCAGCAGCCCGGCCACCUCCGAGGACUGCGCCUUCGCCUCCCCCGACGGCCUGCGGGGCUUCCGCGGGCUGCCCCCCUCCGCCGCCACCCCCGGGGCUCCCUGCCGCUAGCGCUCCCCCGGGGGAUAAAGGGGGGGGCACCCUCCCGCUGCACUUUCCAGCCCCCUCCCCC
Molecule: messenger RNA, 598 nt
Organism: Oxyura jamaicensis (ruddy duck)
Lineage: Eukaryota; Metazoa; Chordata; Aves; Anseriformes; Anatidae
Gene: NEUROG1
Product: neurogenin 1
Exons: 1
Coding region: 1-537 (178 amino acids)
Molecular function (GO): protein dimerization activity
Source: RefSeq, a predicted model, not a curated record